CCUGCCGAGCAAUCGAAACCACUCUCGUCGCAAACGAGGAACACAGACACAGACACAGACACAAAGAGGCACUGACACAGAGACAGACACACAGASGCACAGACGCACAGCAACAUGGCGACAAACAAAUCCUCCAAUCCGCUGACGGCCAUGUCUGCCGGCUGCAUCGCCGGAGCCGUAGAGGCAACGGCCGUGUGGCCCAUGGAAUUCAUCAAGACGCAGCUGCAGCUCGGAUCCAAGUCGGGCUCGAAGCUCCCCUACGGCGGAAUGAUCGAGGGCCUGUCGUACACGGUCCGUACCACCGGCUUUUUCAGGUAGGCUGCCCCGCCCGCUGCCCAGCGGACCCGCCACCGGCAGCUCGUGUCGUGUCGUGUCGUCUCGUGUAGUGUCCUCUCGUGUUGUCUCGUAUCCCGACAAUCGCAUCGUCUCGUAUCUCACGCGCACCGGCUGGCGCCUCUCUUCUUUCCCUCCCUUUCUUCGUUGUGCGUGCGCGAUCGGCGGAACGAACCCCGCGCCGCYGCAGCCUCUACCGCGGCCUCGCGCCGACCCUCGUGGGGAGCGUCCCRAAGGCCGGGAUCCGGUUCGGCCUGAACUCGCUCAUCAAGGAAAAACUGCGCGGAGAGGACGGGAAGCUCACRCCGGCCAAAAACUUCGUGGCGGGCCUCGGGGCCGGGGUCAGCGAGGCCCUGCUGGUGGUCGCUCCCGUCGAAACGGUMAAGACGAGGGUCAUCGAGCUCAACAUGCCCUUCCUGGGGGGACUCAAGCACAUCGUCAGGUCCGAGGGCAUCGGCGGCGUCUACAAAGGGGUGCGUUUCACAGAAAACACGGGCUCGCUCGAGCCUUGCGACCCUUUCGUUGGAACCACSGUGUGCCUUUCGGUUCUCCCGGUGCGCUCCUKCACUGCCAAAAGGCGGGGUGUGUCGCCCACGACCGUCGUCUCUCACAAACCACUGCGUUGCCAACCAUUUCUUCGUGUCGUUGCACACUCAUUUUCCGAAAACAAUAUUGUGUCGUUUCCCAGGCGUCCGCYACGGCAAUGAAACAAGGGUCCAACCAGGGUCUGCGUUUUAUGUGGUUCAACGAAUACAAGAAACGGAUUACGAACGACGGUGAAAAACCGWUGACCCCUCUCAUGGGACUCUUUGGCGGAAUGAGUGCCGGUUGUUUUUCGACCAUCGGAAACAAUCCAUUCGACGUUGUAAAGGUGAGUCCGGAGAUCAUUUUGAUGGGACGAWYUUUCGGUGCGGCCGGGGCUUGGAGUCCCUUSCGCGAUUCCGCAAAUCGGUCCACUCUUUGUUUGGAACGAUCGUGUCCUCGUUCGGCUCGAAUUCUGAUUGGUUGCCGUCGCCCUUGGUAUCGCUCACAACGCAUCUUUUGAACGACCUCAACGCCGUGCGGCAGACCCGCAUGCAAGGCACCCAGGCAACGAGGUAUAAAAACACGAUGGAUUGCUUCGUCCAGGUCCUUCGCAACGAAGGCAUCGGAGCCUUUUAUGCCGGCGUCAUUCCUCGUCUCGGCCGGGUCGUUCCUGGCCAAGGAAUCAUAUUCAUGUCGUUCGAAUCUAUCCAAUCAACACUGGUAGCAAAUUUCUCUAUAUUCAAGCAUUGAUCAGCUUUAUUCAAGCAUUGAUCAGCUUUAUUCAAGCAUUGAUCAGCUUUCGUUUGAUCCGACGAGACGAGUCCAGACGAGAAGAGAUGAAAGGAGAAAGCCUUUUGGUUGUUGGAAUCCAGUUCUUACCGGACAAGACUCGCCAAUUGUGAUUACGCCAAUCGAUCUGAUCCCUAGCCGAGAACCAAUAGGUGUUUCUUUGAUCUAGUCGUGUGACUAUCUAWAAUUAACCAAUGCAAGAUAA
Pseudo-nitzschia multistriata is the source of this 1852-nucleotide messenger RNA. Lineage: Eukaryota; Bacillariophyta; Bacillariophyceae; Bacillariales; Bacillariaceae. The record is from the annotation of a GenBank genome assembly.